AUGAUCAAGGAUUCGAGAGACGCUUACAGGAUGCUGAGAGCGACAGAACAGCUCACGUGGACAGCCAAGCUCGAUCGUUUCAAACGCGGCUGCGACGACACUCGAGCUAGUAAGCGAGGGUGCGACCAAGAGCAAAGCCCAUGGCAGAACUUUUCGGGGAGUCAUCUCUCGAGCAAAGUCAUCUUCAGCAAACCCAUCGACAGGCCUUGGCAUUCGCACAAUGCACAGUGCCAGGGCAGUAUUCUCAGCGCGUCGCAAGUGCCUUGCGUGGACCGUCAGCUUCGGAUCAUCGUCGAAUGCGAAGAGGAUUUCAACUUUUCAAGUGGAAAUGCUCUGGGAGGACUUGGUAAUAGAGCGGCAUCUAGCCAGCUGGCGUUCUCUUCGCAGCCGACAUCGCAUUUGAUCUUGCUGGACGUCGACCUCGUGCGCAUCAACAAAGCCUACUUCCAAACGGAGCACAGGCUCAAGGCGGUCGUUGUGCGUCGUCAGGACAAGUGCGUGCUCAUCCGGAUGCUUGACGAGCACGAGUCAUCCAAGGCCCGGCGUGCUCAACUCGAAUUCUCCAAGCAAGAAGACGCCGAGACAUUCCUGUCACUGAUCGAGCCGGACAGUACGCUGCUGGCAGAAGGUCGCAGCGUACCCGUAAAGCAGGACAAGGGCAAGAGCAAAGAAAUGGCUGAGGUUAUCGUCUCUGCGAACAACCAAGGCGUCACGAGGGAACCGUACAGGACGGCGGAGGUUAACAAUGAUGUUGCUCUAGAUGUCUCGAAGCCCGAAAACCAGGGCCAAAGUCUCGGAGAGAAGCUGUUGCAAUUGCAACAGUCUCGCCUUGGCCAGCCCCUCGCUGGACCGUCGACCGGCGGCAGCUUUCCUUUACACUCUCAAGGACAAGACUGGAACGCCCAGACUCCAACCGCAUGCUGCUCCUGCUGUGUCCAUGCAGAGCGUGCCGAGAACAGCAACAACAACAGCACCUUCACACCUACGACCGAGUAUUCGACAGCCGAGUUCGGCUCAAGCUUAGACAACCUUGUCGGCGUUUACCAGGGACAGGGACAGGUGUCUACUCCGUUUACGGAGCCAAUGGAGCUGACGGAGCUAACCGACGUAGGAGAAAUGCAUGGGAAGGAAGAGGAGGACGUCGAUGACGGACUCUACGGAUGGCCCGACGCAAGUGCAGUCGAGUGCAUUAUAGACGACAUUUGCAGCCUCUGCCUCAGGGAUUCCCAUCUCGAAUGGGUGAUUGCACGCUGUGUAGACCAGCACUUGCAGGGUUCGGAGGACAGACCAUCUGUGUAUUCUCAGUGA
This is a messenger RNA of Sporisorium graminicola, 1308 nucleotides long. RefSeq lists its product as uncharacterized. The record is from RefSeq and is a predicted model, not a curated record. The transcript is spliced from 3 exons. Bases 1 to 1308 code for a protein of 435 amino acids. Lineage: Eukaryota; Fungi; Basidiomycota; Ustilaginomycetes; Ustilaginales; Ustilaginaceae.